Molecule: messenger RNA, 1179 nt
Organism: Brachypodium distachyon (stiff brome)
Lineage: Eukaryota; Viridiplantae; Streptophyta; Magnoliopsida; Poales; Poaceae
Exons: 3
Coding region: 429-965 (178 amino acids)
Source: RefSeq, a predicted model, not a curated record
UGCGUUUCCCAGAAAUGCAGGGUUAGCUUUCAAGCAACCCGUCGAACCACAAACCUCCAUCCAUCCGACCAUCCAUUCCCAUCUCUUGCCCAAACAGGCAGCCUUGCUCACUCAAGGCAAGCAUCUCAUACAGUCACAUCACACAUACAUACAUACCCACGAACCGAUUUCCUCUCCUGCACAAGCACAAACCCCAAGUCAGAUCCGUCUCUUAUGCUGCCUUGCUUGUGGCCAUUAGUCCACUCUGGAACUCCAUAGCCGUACUCUACUUCUCCCACUAAAAUAAACCAUCUCUCGCUGACUCUCCACAUUGUGGCAGAUCUCCUCAGCGCAAUUCUGAACCAGCCAUGUUACAUGUUUGACCUUGCAAAGUAUAGCCGUCCAAGAACACGAGCUUAGCUAGCUAGUUGUUGCAGGGGAGAGUAGAUAUGUUGUUGAUCCGCAGGGGUAAAGGUUCCAGAUCGGCGAAGAAGGUCUCCUCAGCUCCAUUUCAAUCCCCUGGAGCUCUUGAUGGAGGAGCUGCUGGCUCCAACAGCAGGCAAGUAGCGCCUGAUGAUGUCCUCCCCGUUGGAACCACAUCCAUUGGCUAUGCCAGCAGCAGAGAUGAAGCCUUCUUUGAAGCCUCUCCUUGGUUAGACUCAGAUUGUGAGGACGAUUUCUUCAGUGUCAAUGGAGAUGCUACACCUGCAAGAACAUUCAGUUCUGCAAGCAACAACCAGCUGGCCACAGCAUUUGGGCCUCAGACUCAGAAGCUGCCCACGCUGGAGGCCAUCCUGAAGGCUGAGCCCCUGAAGCCACGGCCCCUGCAGAUGAAGCUCGGUGACCUCCUUAAGGAGGAGCAAGAAGCUGGUAUCGAUGGCGCCGACGAACUCUCCAGAGCCUGGUCUUCUCGUGCAGGAGACGAAGCUGGCCGUUGCUGUUUCCCUCAGCUUGCGCGUGUCAUCCACGAGAGGAGGAAGAAGUGAAAAUGACAGCGUCAGGCCGUCAGUGCACUAGGAUCAUGGAUGGCAUGGCAAAGUCUGGAUUUAACUGAAGCAAAGUUCUCUUUGCUUUUGCUUUCGAUGCUUACAAUCUCAGAUUGCCUGAUGGAACAGUCACGGUUAAAUUAUCCGCCAAAUGUACAUACACGAAAGUACCAUCAGAUGAAGGGUAAAAAAGGAACGUCUGUUUUAUUUUUAA